AUGGCUGUCCCGAUGUCUAAGGAGGCCAAGCUGGCUCUCAUUCAGGAGAACAUAGCGGAGACAUUGAACCCGGAGCUGAUCGAUGAAGUGCUGUCAAAAAAUGAGACUCUUCGCAUCUACUGGGGAACCGCUACCACUGGAAAGAUUCUGCUCGCGGAUGUGCACGGAUUCUUAGAUGCCGGAAAAGCGCCUAUUGAAUUGGUGGAGUUUCGCGCGCACUACUACCGACAUUGCAUCGUGGCCUUGCUCAAGGCUGUCAAUGUCCCGAUUGACAAGCUGGAGUUUGUUCUUGGCAGCUCGUACCAGUUGACUUCGAAAUACACCAUGGACGUCUACCGUCUCGCCUCAAUCACCACCUCAACUCGCGCGCAGCACAGCGGAGCGGAUGUUGUGAAACAAGCUGCCGCACCCGCUAUCAGCUCUCUUCUGUAUCCUCUUCUCCAAGCUCUUGACGAAGAGUACCUCGGCGUACACGCGCAAUUCGGUGGUGUGGAUCAGAGGAAGAUUUUUACACUUGCAACGGAGCUUCUUCCGAAAGCCGGCUACAAGUCUCGCGCUCACCUCAUGAAUCACAUCGUGCCUGGUCUGACUGGUGUGAAAAUGAGUGCUAGCGACCCCAACUCAAAAAUUGACCUUUUGGAAACCCCCGAAAAUGUUGUGAAGAAAAUCAAAAAGGCGACGUGUGUGCCUAAGGUUGUGGAAGAAAAUGGGCUUAUUGCGUUCGUCGAGCAUGUGUUGCUCCCUGCCAGCUCCCUGCUCGACGGUGAGCGGCACUUCACGGUUCAGCGGCAUGAUGCCGAACCGCUCAUAUAUAGAGACAUCGAGGCCGUGAAGAAAGAUUAUAUCGCCGAUGUGCUUACACCCCAACUACUGAAGCCGGCCGUCAGCACGGCUCUCAACAGACUUCUGGCACCUAUUUCGGCCGAAUUCCAGGCUUCGACCGACUGGCAGGAGGUUGAGAAGAAGGCCUACCCCGUUGAGGCACCCAAGGAGAAGAAGCAGAAGCAGAAGAAGGACAAGGGCAGCAGACACCCCGGCGCCGGAGCGAAACCCUCCGAGGUCCAGGCUGACGAGGGCAAGGAUUUGCCCACUCAGGCGACGAAAGAGGAUGUUGGUGCAAGUGCUGCAGAUGCCAUGGAGAAGAUGUCGGUGAACUAG
Messenger RNA from Penicillium lagena, 1158 nucleotides. Its product is annotated as tyrosine--tRNA ligase TYS1. The transcript has 16 exons. Gene Ontology annotation, biological process: tyrosyl-tRNA aminoacylation. Gene Ontology annotation, molecular function: ATP binding; tyrosine-tRNA ligase activity. The record is from RefSeq and is a predicted model, not a curated record. Lineage: Eukaryota; Fungi; Ascomycota; Eurotiomycetes; Eurotiales; Aspergillaceae. The coding region runs from base 1 to 1158 and encodes 385 amino acids.